Messenger RNA from Fulvia fulva, 552 nucleotides. RefSeq names its product Cytochrome P450 monooxygenase psoD. Lineage: Eukaryota; Fungi; Ascomycota; Dothideomycetes; Mycosphaerellales; Mycosphaerellaceae. The record is from RefSeq and is a predicted model, not a curated record. Gene Ontology annotation, molecular function: oxidoreductase activity, acting on paired donors, with incorporation or reduction of molecular oxygen; heme binding; iron ion binding. The transcript has a single exon. Bases 1 to 552 code for a protein of 183 amino acids.
AUGAGGCAGAACAAUCGAUCGAGACCAACCCCGACUCCACUUCGUCUAACCCCAUCCUGGACCAAGACGUUCCUCGAGAACCAAACGAGCCUAGGUUUUUCCAACCGUCUCGAAGGCGCCCAUGCCAUCGGUAUGCACGGCAUAGCCGGCGCCCUCACCAUCGCCGCACCAAUGCAGAGUUUCUGUCUCGCGAUGACCCACCAUGCACAGUUUCAACACAUCCUUCACGAAGAGAUCGACCGCGUUGUUGGGGAUAGUAUGCCGACGCUCGCUGAUGUGCCCAACAUGCCAGUCCUCCGCGCCUUUAUUCGUGAGACACUUCGAUGGAGACCUCUUAUACCAACUGGGAUCCCUCAUGCAUUGGAAGAUGAUGAUGUGUAUGAGGGGUACCAUAUACCAAAAGGAACCGUGGUUCAUCCUCUGGAGUGGUCAAUCUCCAGAGAUCCGAAGGUAUUCCCACAGCCAGAAGAGUGGAAUCCUAUGAGGUGGUUAGAGGAGCAGUAUCCAACUUAUCGGAAACCUUUGACAACACAUCCCACCAUUACGCAGUAG